Alternaria alternata is the source of this 1405-nucleotide messenger RNA. RefSeq names its product chitin synthase export chaperone. Bases 150 to 1148 code for a protein of 332 amino acids. The transcript has 3 exons. The record is from RefSeq and is a predicted model, not a curated record. NCBI's taxonomy places the organism in Eukaryota, Fungi, Ascomycota, Dothideomycetes, Pleosporales, Pleosporaceae. Gene Ontology annotation, cellular component: endoplasmic reticulum membrane. Gene Ontology annotation, biological process: protein folding.
CUUGCAGACAUUCGCUCGCUAGCCGUCUGCACCUUCCGCGACUACCAAACCUCACUCACUUGUCGUCGUCGACACCACGCUUCCGCCCUACACCGCGCGCCAGACCCGCCGUAACCCGACCGACAUCGCACGUUUCACCCCCAGCCAACAUGGGCUUCGGCGACUUUCAGACGAUUUGCGAAAAGGCUCCGCUGCCGCUAUGCGCUCUUGUGGGUCACCAGGACAUCAAUAAUGGCGUCGGCAUUCAGACCGAGUGCUAUGCGCGGACGGUCGAGAUUGCGAAUACCCUCAUCUUCGAGACGGCCAACGACUUUAUGCACAUCCUGGCCAUGGUCAUGACAGUCGUCAUGAUUAUCCAUGUGCGCUCUAAGUUCACGGCUGUUGGCCGAAAGGAGAUCACGUCGUUCUUUUACAUCUACCUCUUCCUCACCAUCAUAUCGCUCGUCCUCGAUGCCGGUGUCGCCGCCCCUGGUUCUGCCGCUUACCCCUACUUCGCUGCCGCCCAGAACGGCCUCGUCUCUGCGCUAUGUACCUGCUUGCUGAUCAACGGCUUCGUCGGUUUCCAGCUCUACGAAGACGGCACAACACUAUCAGUAUGGCUACUACGUCUCUCCACCCUCGUCAUGUUCAUCGUCGGCGGUGCUGUGAACCUCUUGACCUUCAAGGGCUGGGCCGGACUGAACCCCGGAAACCCUAUAGCUAUUUUUGUCGUUACUUACAUUGUCAACGCCAUUUGCCUCUUCGUCUACGCUGUCAGCCAGAUUAUUCUGGUUGUUGGAACCCUUGAAGACCGCUGGCCACUCGGUGAUAUUUCGUUUGGCAUCUUCUUCUUCGUUAUUGGUCAGGUCAUCCUCUACGUCUUCAGCGACACCAUCUGCGACCAAGUACAGCACUACAUCGAUGGCCUCUUCUUCGCCACUAUUUGCAACCUGCUCGCAGUCAUGAUGGUCUACAAGUACUGGGAUUCCAUCACUCGCGAAGACCUCGAAUUUUCCGUCGGCGUCAAGCAACACAACUGGGAGAUCAAAGAGCCCUUGGACUACGAAGACAAGCGCGGCACUAUGUACCAGCAAUCCGAGUACGAGCCAUCACUAUAUCAGCAACCAUACCACCCGCGCAACUCGCACUACUCCGCCGUUGGCCACUGAGCUUACGAUAACCUCUCGCCUCUGUUUUUCCCUCAAUGAUAUCUGUUUUUCACAUACCUUUAUACGCAUGGGAUGGAGUUUAUGGCGUAUACAUGCUUCGGCAAAAUGUUUCGGCGCCUUUAUGGAAUGACUUGGGAGGAUACAGUGGCUGCGAAAGCACCUGGUAAUGUGCUUCCUUACAGCCUUACGCAGACGCAUUUACGACCAUCUUUAGCGCUUAUAUAGUAUAUAGUAAUACCACCUCUCUUGACUCGACC